CGCACGGGCAUUUUUUUCCAGGCCCGGCGUCUUCCAUGCUUGAUGGUGGCAGAUUCCGCUUCGCGGUCCCGAGCUCAAAUGUGAUGGGCCCCUCCACCAUCUGUUGAGAAUGCAAGCAAGAGGAUACACAUUUUGCAUGUGAAAUCAGGCAAAACAUUUCCAUAUUAGUCAUGCUGCAAAGAAAAAAGAAGGAAUCAGUGACAUUCAAAGAUGUGGCUGUGGAAUUCUCUCUGGAGGAGUGGGCACAUUUGAAUCCAUCUCAGAAAAAGUUGUACACAGAUGUGAUGCUGGAGAACUAUAAGAACUUGGUCUCUUUGGGAUUUGCAGUUUCCAAGCCUGAUGUGAUUUACCAAAUGGAAAGAAAUGAAACAUCUUGGAUGCCAGAGAGAGCUAUCCCAAGAAGCAGCUGUCCAGAGAGCAAAGAAUUUACUAGAGAAAAACCUUAUCAAUGUAAGGAAUGUGGAAAGGCCUUCCACUUCAACUCAGAACAUAAUAGGCAUCAGAGAAUUCAUACUGGAGAGAAACCUUAUAAGUGUGAUGAAUGUGGGAAAGCCUUCCGCCUUACUGUACAACUUUCUCUACAUAAAAGAAUUCAUACUGGAGUGAAACUUUAUGAAUGUAAUGAAUGUGGGAAGAUCUUAAGUAGCAAUACAUCACUUAAGGCACAUAAGAAAAUUCAUACCGGAGAGAUGCCCUAUGAAUGUAAGGAGUGUGGGAAGGCCUUCAGACAGAGGAUACAGCUUACUCAGCAUCAGACAGUUCAUACUGGAGAGAAGCCUUAUAAGUGUGAUGAAUGUGGGAAGAUCUUAAGAAGUAAUGCUUCACUUAAGGCACAUAAGAAAAUUCAUACCGGAGAGAUGCCCUAUGAAUGUAAGGAGUGUGGGAAGGCCUUCUACUUCAACUCAGAACGUAAUCGGCACCAGAGAAUUCAUACUGGAGAGAAACCUUAUAAAUGUAAUGAAUGUGGGAAAACCUUCCGCCUUACCGUACAACUUACUCGACAUAAAAGAAUUCAUACUGGAGAGAAACCUUAUGAAUGUAGUGAAUGUGGGAAAGCCUUCCUUCGGAAUUCAGAUUUCAUGCGACAUCAGAGUAUUCACACUGGACAGAAACCUUAUGAAUGUAAUGAAUGUUGGAAGACCUUCUGUCAUGUUGCUGAACUUACUCAACAUAAGAGAAUUCAUACUGGAGAAAAACCUUAUGAAUGUAAAGAAUGUGGGAGGCUCUUCAGACUGAAGACACAGCUUACUCAGCAUCAGAGAAUUCAUACUGGAGAGAAGCCUUAUAAAUGUGAUGACUGUGGAAAGGCCUUCAGGCUGGGAAAACAAUUUAUUCAACAUCAAAGAAUACAUACUGGAGAGAAGCCUUAUGAAUGUUAUCAUUGUGGGGAGGCCUUCAGACUUAGGCCACAGCUUACUCAGCAUCAGAAAAUUCAUCAUGGAGAAAAGCCUUUUGUGUGUAAUGAAUGUGGGAAAGGCUUCUUUGGGAAUUCAGAUUUCAUGCGGCAUCAGAGUGUUCAUACUGGGGAGAAACCUUAUGAAUGUAAUGAAUGUGGGAAGGCCUUCAGACUGAAGACACAGCUUACUCAGCAUCAGAGAAUUCAUACUGGAGAGAAGCCUUAUAAAUGUGAUAAAUGUGGGAAGGCCUUCAGAGUGAAGAAACAGUUUAGUCAGCAUCAAAGAAUACAUACUGGAGAGAAGCCUUAUAAAUGUAACCAUUGUGAGGAGGCCUUCAGACUGAAGCCACAGCUUACACAGCAUCAGAGAAUUCAUCAUGGAGAAAAACCAUUUGUAUGUAAUAAAUGUGGGAAAGGCUUCUUUUGGAAUUCAGAUUUUACGCGACAUCAGAAUAUUCAUACUGGAGAGAAACCUUAUGAACGUAAUGAAUGUGGGAAGGCCUUCAGACUGAAGAAACAGCUUACUCAGCAUCAGAGAAUUCAUACAGGAGAGAAGCCUUAUAAAUGUAAUAAAUGUGGAAAGGCCUUCAGACUGAAGAAACAAUUUAGUCAACAUCAAAGGAUACAUGCUAGAGAGAAACCUUAUGAAUGUAAUUAUUGUGGUGAGGCCUUCAGACUGAAGCAACAGCCUACUGAGCAACAGAGAAUUCAUCAUGCAGAAAAACCGUUUGUGUGUAAUGAAUGUGGGAAAGACUUCUUUUGGAAUUCACAUUUUAUGCGACAUCAGAGUACUCAUACUGGAGAGAAACCUUAUGAAUGAAUGUGGGAAGGCCUUCACAUGGAAGAAACAGCUUGUUCAGCAUCAGAGAAUUCAUACCGGAGAGAAGUCUUAUGACUGUGAUGACUAUGGAAAGGCCUUCAGGCUUGGGAAAAAAUUUAUUCCACAUCAGAGAACACAUAUUAGAGAGAAGCCUUAUAUAUGUGGGAAGGCUUUUAGGCUGAGGAGACAGCUUACUCAGCACUAGAUAAUUCAUUCUAGAGAAAAAUUUGAAUAGAGUAUGUCUUAAAACACCUGCAUGAAUUCAAAAGUUACUCUGCAUCAGAGAGUAAAGUUUAUAUGAGAGAAAACUUAAUGUAAUAAAUGUGGGAAGGCCUUCAAGAAUAAGAUCCAACUACAGAUUCAGCCAUUCUAGAGAGCAAUUUAGAACUAUGCCCAA
Trichosurus vulpecula (common brushtail) is the source of this 2613-nucleotide messenger RNA. Its product is annotated as zinc finger protein 420-like. The record is from RefSeq and is a predicted model, not a curated record. The coding region runs from base 171 to 2216 and encodes 681 amino acids. Lineage: Eukaryota; Metazoa; Chordata; Mammalia; Diprotodontia; Phalangeridae. Gene Ontology annotation, molecular function: DNA-binding transcription repressor activity, RNA polymerase II-specific. Gene Ontology annotation, biological process: negative regulation of transcription by RNA polymerase II. The transcript has 5 exons.